This is a messenger RNA of Panonychus citri (citrus red mite), 2297 nucleotides long. RefSeq names its product LIM domain-binding protein 2-like (gene Chi). Gene Ontology annotation, biological process: nervous system development; positive regulation of transcription by RNA polymerase II; negative regulation of transcription by RNA polymerase II. NCBI's taxonomy places the organism in Eukaryota, Metazoa, Arthropoda, Arachnida, Trombidiformes, Tetranychidae. The record is from RefSeq and is a predicted model, not a curated record. Gene Ontology annotation, molecular function: LIM domain binding. The transcript has 7 exons. The coding region runs from base 437 to 1927 and encodes 496 amino acids. Gene Ontology annotation, cellular component: nucleus; transcription regulator complex.
UGUUAGUUGCUUGUUGGUUGAAAGUCUGAAAAUGUUGGUGAUUCACUUUAUUUAUAUGAAAUUAUUAUUUAAUUAAUUGUGGACAUUUUUCUUUGCUUUUUAGUUGAUUUAAUAUUUAUUAUUUGGUCAUUGUUUUUAUAUCCUCUUGAUCCUUCUCUAUCUCUGUGUUUUGGUAAAUUGUUUCUUUCCACAAUUGGUAUCAUUGGAUUUCCCACCAGUUAAUUAAUUGAUUUAUACUUUUUGGUGUUACGUUUUUCUUUUUUGUUUCUUCUCUUUGCUGUUGGUCAAAUUGAACAGUGUUUUCUAUUGAUUCUCUCUGUUUAUUAUUUUUUCUUUGGUUGUUCGAUUUUCCAAAUUCUGAUUGAUGUGAUCUCUUUCAACGUUUUGUGUUGGUAUUUUUAUUUUAUUUGGUUCCCUUUGGAACGUAUCUUUCAGUAUGAGGCCAAUGUUUACUCAAUGUGUUUCAAGUGGUAUGUGUCCUCCUCAAUGUCCACCUUCAGUUAUGCCACCGGGGCCAAAUCAAGGGCCUCCUCCAGGUCCAGGACCUGGACCUGGACCUGGAUCUGGACCAGGACCGGGACCGGGACCUGGUUCUGAUCCAUUUUAUCCACCACCGUUUUCUCCUUACGCUAGACGAGUCAAUCCGUACAAUACUACUGAUUUUAGAAUUUAUGAAUUAAAUAAAAGAUUACAACAUAAGCCAGAGGAAUGUGACAAUGUUUUUUGGGAUAACCUGGUUAGCGACUUUUUUGAAGACGAUGCCACUCUCACUCUAGUGCUGUGUCUCGAAAAAGGACCGCAACGCUUCACUAUUGGAAGAGCAUUAAUACCGCGAUAUUUUCGUAGUUUACAUGACGGAGAUGUUACUGAUGUUUCAUUUAAUCUGAAAAAUCCCAAAGAAUCAUACUCACAUAAUUUAAUCGUUAUGGAUUGUGACCAAUGUUCAAUGAUAACUUUCCAUGGUAAAUUUAAUGUUAACAAGAGUAUGAAUAACUUUCCACCUGGAACUGAUCCUCAACAGGUUAAAGAACAAAUGCAAUUAUCUAACGAUACAUCAACUAUUGUGACAACGGAAGGUCGUCUAACACUCGAUUUCACCUAUGAUGAUCUCAUGCGUAUUAAAUCAUGGACUUUUACUACUCGUAGUUAUCAAGAACUCGUCCCAAGAAAUACAAUCACUAUGUUAGCCCAACAAGAUCAAUCCACGUUAGAACGAUUUAGUAAAGACAUCUCUAGACAAGGUUUCACGAACCAAACAAUAAACUUUCUUAGCCUAUGCUUAAUUUUAGAACCAAUGCAAGAGCUUAUGACCCGUCAGAAAUCAUGCAAUAUGGAUCCUAGGGAUUGUAUGAAGCAAACUUUGUAUCAAAAAUGGCAAAAGUUCAUUGGUCCUCCAGAUAAUCAAAGGACCACAAGUAAAAGAAGAAGAAGAAAAACUUCUGCCUCGAAUACGACGAAUGGUGGCGGUACAACCGGAAAGAAGAACAAAAACACAUCAAUUUCUCCAGGACCACAAAGCUUUUCAUUAGCUUCUCAGGAUGUUAUGGUCGUAGGAGAACCUUCCAUGAUGGGCGGGGAAUUUGGAGACGAAGACGAACGCCUGAUUACCAGACUGGAGAAUGCCCAAUAUGAUCCAACAGCAUCGGGAGUCUCAAAUGGUCUCGAGGAUGGGGACGAUUACAAUUCUCUUGGUCGACCACCAGGACCAGGACAAGGACCCGUCUCGGUACCAGGGCCCGGACCUGGACCACAAGGAAACCAAGGACAACCUCAUGGUGGACCUCAAUCAGGCUGGCCUGGUCCAAGUGGACCUGGUUCAAAUCCAGGAUCUGUUUCAUCCAAUCCUGACAGUAGAGGAAAUAAUCAAGGAGGUGGUGGACCUCAGGGGUCACAAGUCGAUAAAAAACCAUCUCCUUUGAAUCAAUAAAUUAAAUACAUAGAAGAUGAGCGAAAACCUUUAAUCAUCAUCAUAUUGUUUAUACUAUUGAGAUCAACAAUCCUGUGAGACGAAAAUUUCCAAUUGAUUGACAACACUUUCAUUCCCCCUACCCCCACCAUCAAUUUCAUUGUUUGAUAUAAUAUAAAUAUAUACAUAUUAUACAUAUUAUAUAUAAAUUAUAGUACAACAGAAAACGAAAAACAAAAAAAAAAUUCAACAUCUCGACAACAUAAAACAAAAAUGAUCCAUUGAGAGCUUAGAUAUUACUCUAAGAAUUGUAAAUAGAGAAUCUCUGAUAAAAAAAGAAAAAGAAACUCGAAAUAAUUUAAAUUAAGUUUAAAUUUAUUUAUUAAUUAAA